AUGGAUAUACCUACUACACCUACAAGGAAAAUCAAAUCAAAUCAUUCCAGUAAUCGGUCCCAAGUGCGUUUCUCGUUACCAGAACCCAUUGCUACUACCAUUUCCAAUGGCAAUGCUAGUUGUGAUGAGGACGAAGAUGAUGAUGAAAUUGCCAAUAUUGAAUUAAUGUACUCUGACAUAAAUGACUCCCCAACUAAAAUAGUUUACCCAAAAGAUGAUAUAAAAGAUGAUGUUUCAAAUAGUCAGUUCAUGGAUAUGCACUCAAAACUAAUGAUCGAUGUACCUGAAGAGGUUUGGAACUUUCAUAAUACCAGAAAAUUAUCAAAUAAUAAACAAGAAUAUCAAAAAAAACAAUCACAAAAUAGACAUCAAAGAACUAAAUCUUUACAAGAAAUUAUUAGCUCAACAAUCGACUCUUUCCAAGAAGAGCAAAAUUAUAAUAAUUCAAAAUCAAACAAUGAUGAAAAUGAUUCAAGCCUCAUAAGUUUGGUCACUCCAUUAAACAUACAUAAACGAAGUCUUUCAUUGCAACCUCCAGAAUUAUAUCUAACACCAGAAUCACCACUAAAUAAACAUAAAUUGCCAAUACCGUUGAAAAUAUCUGUACCACCAUUUCUGUCCCCAGAAAACAAGAAUAAAAAGCUUCCAAAUUUAAUAUAUGAUGGUAACGGUUAUAGUCCAUUCAAGAAGGCUGACAGUUCAAUAAGUUCAGAUUCUUUUACCAACUCUAUUAUAGACUCAGAAUUAGAAUCAAUAGUCAGUUCAAUUCCGUCAGCCGACAAUCCUGUAACUUAUAAUUUAUCUUUUGAAGAUUCAGAGACAGCAAAUUUGAACUUAGGAUUUGAUAAUGAUGGUAAUGUCAAUCUAAAAUUACAAAACAGAAAUAUAAGGACAAGAAAAGCUGCAUCAAGUUCACCACAAAAUAAGAAGAGCGAAAUUAUAAUUCCGGAAAUUCAGAAGGAUCUGAGAUCAAAUAAUAUAACUGCUUCUACGAUACCAAAUUUGGAGACAUCUUCUCCGAGAUCACCCUUUAACAUUUCUAAAUCAAUUACACAAGAUACCCCAUUUUAUUCUACACCAACAAAAUCAUAUAAUAAUAUCAACCCAGUUGCAACAGCCCAAAACAAUAAUUCUCCAAUGAAACAAUAUUCAUCAUCUAAAUCCGCACCAGAAAGGUUAUUAGAACAGUCAAUGAAAAGAAAUUCUCUACAGAUUCUGUCGACACCAUCAAAACAAAUUUAUAUUCCUGAUUUAGAAAAGGAAAAAACUCCUUGGAGUGAAAAUGGUACUUAUAAGUUUUUCCAACGAAUGGAAGCAAGGUCGCCAGAUAUUUCAAAGGAUAUCAAUCAAGCGGUUAAAAAUGCAGGGGAAUUGGCUUUAGAUUUCAAAUUUCCAGCUAAUAAUGAUAAAUUGAACCACCAAACGAAUAAUAUUAAUACAUCAAAACAGGUGGUCAAUGAUGAUAAAGAUUUUAUGAAAAUUGAUAACUCUGCAGCAUCUAAUGCCAUAGAAAGAAGAAGGAAUAUGCUAAUAAAAAACCAAUUGACCCCUGGAACUGCCUCAAAGGGACAUGCUCAUAGGAGAAGCAGAAGUAUACAUAGAUUAGAGGAAAUGAUCGCCGAUAUUUCUGGUGAAGAAUUUUCAACAUCUAUAUUACCUGCAAGUAAAGAUUCUACUCCUGAACUCCAUAUACCUGAAAGAUCUCCUGAUAGAUUAAAAACAGCCAAAGUACAAGAAAAGAAUAUUACCAAUGAAACAACGGAAAAUAACUCCCCUCCAAUAGAUGAUAGUAUAACUAUAGAUGAUAACUCUUUGAAAAUAUACGAUGAAUCUUCACAGUUAAAUAUUGAAAAUAAAUAUUUGGCUAAAGAUAUCGGUAGAAAUAACAAAGUAAAUAUGGGAAUGUUCAACCCAUAUAAAAAUUCCUCUUUGUCUGAGGAGAACAUUAAUAUUCCUAAAGCAAACAUAUCACAAAAUUAUGAUUAUACUAUAGAAUCAAUAGCAACUGAACCGGAAGAAUCCUUAGUGAUUUUAUCUGAAAAUAUUUAUCAUUCUAGAGAAAUUGAUGCUAGCAAUAAGAGUGGCUAUACCGAUUCAAGUCUGGAUAACAUUACUAAUUAUACAUUCCAAGAAUUGACACCCAUUCGUCACAAUGUUCCAUCAGACCUUAGAAAUAAUUUGGAAUCAAAGUCUCAUGAAACUACUAGAUUGCCAAUAAAGUCAGAGAUGAAAACCAAUAAUAGCAAUGAUCCUAUAUUAUCAAUGAAUUAUAUUAAUGAUAAUAUCAAUGUGUUCAAUAAUGGCAAUGCUAAUAACGCUAAUAACGCUAAUAAUGCUAAUAAUGGCGACAAUAGCGUUAAACCUUUAUCAUCAUUUAAUUCUUUCAAUGUUUCAGUGCUAUCAGAUAAUAUGUCACAGGAAAUGGCUUCAAAUCAUAUCUCGAAUAAUAUAAAUGAUAUUACAACUAUCAAUUUCAAGAAUGAUGAGUUAUUAAAUGUUCCACCACAAAGGACAUUUUCAUUCUCCGGGAGCCAUUCUUCUGACAAUUCACAAUUUUCAAAAAAUACAUAUCAGAGUAGUGUCAGUUCUUAUAAAAUUGAUAAUAUAUUAGCAAACGCACCCUCACAAGAAGUAGAGGUUGCCAAGAAACCCGAAUUCCCACAAUUCAGAGAAUCACCAAUGCGUAAAAAUAGAAAAUUCAAGAAAAUUAAUAAUGGCAAUAAACCGGAAAAAUUUAAUACCGUUUUUGAAUAUAGAGAAGGAAAAAUAGUAGAGGUAAUCGUUCUCGAUAAUGAUAAAGAUGCAUUGAAAGCUCCUCUAGAUUCUACAAAUUUACAAAAUGGAAGAAAGGUUAAGAAAUUGCUACAGACAAAUUCUCUAAAAAUUCCAUCCAAUGCUAAGGACAAGGAAUUUCAUUCAAGAAGGCAUAUUAGAUCUAAAUCUUGCCCGAUCGAUGUUUUAAACUAUCAGAAAAUUUUAGAUAUGUGUGAAGAUACUGCCACUAUUGCAAAGGAUAUAGUAUAUGAGCUAGGAAACGGAAAAACAAAACAUAUCAAGAGAAACUCGAACAUUAUCUUAAGAAGAAAACAACCAAUGAUUGAUUCUUCUGUCUAUGAUUCAGUUAAAAUUAAACCACAACUACCUGCAUUCCCUGUCCAAUGA
Vanderwaltozyma polyspora DSM 70294 is the source of this 3162-nucleotide messenger RNA. It is a transcript of the gene FIR1, whose product is annotated as Fir1p. The transcript has a single exon. The coding region runs from base 1 to 3162 and encodes 1053 amino acids. NCBI's taxonomy places the organism in Eukaryota, Fungi, Ascomycota, Saccharomycetes, Saccharomycetales, Saccharomycetaceae. The record is from RefSeq and is a predicted model, not a curated record.